This is a messenger RNA of Corylus avellana, 1266 nucleotides long. RefSeq lists its product as uncharacterized. The record is from RefSeq and is a predicted model, not a curated record. Lineage: Eukaryota; Viridiplantae; Streptophyta; Magnoliopsida; Fagales; Betulaceae.
ACGCCAUGCCUGAUGCCCCCUCCAAAAUCAGAAUUCGAAUUUUCCCUCAUUUUUGUGGAACAAGAGAGGCCUACGCAUAACAAAGAUAGAGCCAGAGAGCUCCAGAGGAAACAAUAAGAAAGAAAGAAGGUAAGAUUACCGGAAAUGAGUGAUCCCUAUAGCAGUAACAAUCAAGAAAUCAUGCAACCGAACCCAGAGGACCUCCAAGACUCGGUGGAGCCGCCCUUCGCCUUGCUCCGUCUCAACAGCUUCAACUCCAACAACCACCAACCCUGCACCACUUGCGGCUGCUCUGGCUCCAACCCCAUGAAACGGCGCUCUCCCUCGUCGUCUUCCUCUUUCCAAGACCCACUACACCCUGACCCCUCCCGCUCCGAACCCAAUCCCAAGAGGCUCUUCUUCGAGCCAGACGACCUCACCCUCCGUGGCUUCUCCAAGCUCUCCCUCCCCACCACCCCCGCUUCCUCUUCUCCUCUCCGCCGCAGUGUUUCGGGCCCGCCCACCGCCAACGCUUUUGUCUCCCCUCCGAUGGUCCCUUUCGCCGAUGCCUCGGGUUUUCAGGUCCAGAACCCGAACCCGAACGCUCCUCAGUCGCCGGAGCAAGCGAGGACGGGCGUUAUCCCCGUGACGCCGCCGUCGAACACCGGGUUACCGCCUCUUCCGCCUUCUCUGCGUCGGUCGGUGUCUGACCCUAACCCGUCGCCGGCGAAGGCCAUUUCACCGUCGUCGAGUUCUGGGGAUGUAAAUGCGGGUUUGACCAAGAAAGAGACUCCCGAUUCCAAGAAGAGGCUGAGAAGGAUGAAGGCCUGUAUGAGAGAGAUAAGCAAGUGGUGUAAUGAAGUCUCCCGUGAACCGAACGAAGAAGUUGCAGAAGAAGCUAAUAAUGCCGCAAAAAAGGUCGAGUCUGUGGCAGAGAUUGAGGAAUCAGUGUUUGUGGAGAAGGUGGGAGAGGCCCUAACCGUCAAUUUCAAGUGCCCCUGUGGCAAAGGCUAUCAGAUUCUUCUCGCUGGAAGCGACUGUUUCUACAAACUGAUGUAGAUUGCUCUGCUACUUUUCGUUUGAUUCUUUACAUAUUACCUGCUCAGUCUACAUCAGUUGCAGUUCUCAACAUUCUCAUUGUUCAGAUGUUUUUGGGUCUCAAUAUUCUUACCGAUUGAUUGUGGUAGGCGAAUUACCAAUCAUCUGGUUGGCUAGCUUGUGUCUUUCCAACUUGUGUCUUUUUCUUUUCAAUGCAGAAGAAUAUGUAAAAUCCAUGAACAUGAUGAG